AUGAAUUUUAUUUCAGAGGCCCUGGAAUCACAGAUUCAGCACACUCAAACAAGAAAAGAUCAGCAAAACUUAAAAACCAAAUUUCGACUUUAUAGAGACCAAACUGAAGAAAGCUGUCUGAUUUUGUUUAAUCAGUUGGAGACUCUUGACCAAUGCAGUUUCAAUGCCUCUCUUCCUCUGGUGAUGAUAGUCCAUGGAUGGUCGGUAGAUGGGAUUUUAGAAGAYUGGAUUGGGAAAAUGGCAGCAGCUCUGAAGUCUUAUCACAAACAAACUAAUGUGAUCAUUGCAGAUUGGCUUACACUUGCUCACCAGCACUAUCCCAUAGCUGUACAGAACACACGCCACAUAGGACAGGAGAUAGCAGAGUUCCUGGAAUGGCUGGAGGAAUCUAUUCAAUUUUCCAGAAGCAAUGUUCAUCUAAUUGGGUACAGCCUAGGAGCUCAUGUUUCAGGCUUUGCUGGCAGUUACAUUAGGGGUACAAACAAGCUUGGAAGAAUUACAGGCCUUGACCCUGCUGGUCCCCUGUUUGAAGGAAUGUCACCAACAGACCGUUUAUCUCCAGAUGAUGCAAACUUUGUAGAUGCAAUUCAUACAUUCACUAAGCAGCACAUGGGGCUCAGUGUCGGCAUCAAACAGCCUGUGGCCCACUUUGACUUUUAUCCCAAUGGAGGCACCUUUCAGCCUGGCUGUCACAUCAUGCACAUGUAUAACCACAUUGCACAGUAUGGAAUCACUGGCAUCACUCAAACUGUGAAGUGUGCCCACGAGAGGUCAGUUCACCUGUUCAUCGACUCACUGCUGCACAAGGACAAGCAAAGCACGGCCUACUGGUGCAACGACAUCAGCACCUUCGAGCGGGGAAUGUGCCUGAGCUGCCGCAAGAACCGCUGCAACACGCUGGGCUACAACAUCCGCGAGGAGAGGCUGACCAAGAGCCGGCGCCUCUUCCUGAAGACCCGGGCGCACAUGCCUUUCAAAGUCUAUCACUAUCAGUUCAAGAUCYAUUUCAUCAAUGAAAUUCAGGAAAAGCAGAUAGAACCAACUUUUACCAUCUCUCUGACAGGCACAAAAGAAGAUGCCAAAAAUCUAGCCAUCACAYUAGUUGAAGGUAUUAGUGAGAAUAAAACUUACUCUUUUCUCAUCACAYUGGACACUGAUAUUGGUGAACUAAUAAUGAUCAAGUUCAAAUGGGAAGGAACAGCAGUCUGGGAAAAUAUCUGGGACACAGUUCAAACUAUAAUUCCCUGGACAAAAGGCACCCGUCGACCAGGGCUUAUAGUGAAGACAAUACGAGUAAAAGCAGGUGAAACACAGCAAAAAAUGACAUUUUGUUCUCAAAGCACUGACAACAUUCAUCUAUAUCCAGCCCAGGAGAAAACAUUUGUGAAAUGUGAAGAUCGCUUUCCAAAGCAAAAAAGAAAGUUUACAUGA
This is a messenger RNA of Nothoprocta perdicaria, 1431 nucleotides long. It is a transcript of the gene LIPC, whose product is annotated as lipase C, hepatic type. The transcript has 8 exons. Lineage: Eukaryota; Metazoa; Chordata; Aves; Tinamiformes; Tinamidae. Gene Ontology annotation, molecular function: triacylglycerol lipase activity; apolipoprotein binding. The record is from RefSeq and is a predicted model, not a curated record. Gene Ontology annotation, biological process: lipid metabolic process. The coding region runs from base 1 to 1431 and encodes 476 amino acids.